AGCACACAGCUAGCUUUGUGGCGUAACUCGCGAACGAGCUCCUUCAUCACUGGAAGGAGAGAGCCGCAUCCCCCAAAUCAGAGUGGGACAGCGAGAAGAGAUGGCCUUCGAGGACCCUAAGUUUCCGGUCACAGACCCGGCGCCGGGCAUGGGGACGGUGUUCGGCAACUUGAAUGCGACGGAUGUUGCGACUGUAGUGGUGGCUACGGCGGGCUCGGCAGCAUGGUGCUUCAAGGGAGUCAAAGGGGUUCGCGGACCGAACGCAGUAGUGGGAGCCAGUCUGGGUUUGAUGGGGGGAUUGAUGUUGGCCGGUCAGAGCUCAUUCGGACGGCUCACGGGGCAGCGGAAGUGAAGACACAUGUAUUUGUUUCGGAACCAGGGUGUUUUAUGGCGGUGGACAAGCUGGCGGCCAAUGGAAGCCAUGAAGGGGGGGGGUUCUCGCGGGACAACUAUAUUUGUUAGAGAAAUGAGUCAAACCCGGGAGAGUCACCAGAAUGUCCCCGGUCGUUCAGACCGUUCUUGAUUCAGCGUCCAGUGGUAGGCGACACCAUUAUUUUUCUUCGUUUUGCAUCAGUCUUACCUGAUAAGUGGAGCGGGGGGCCAAGCUACUCGGAAGCAACCAGCUUCCCUUGGUUUUUGCAGUCUAUGCUGCGUAGAGUGCCACGCAUGGUCAAUCAAGCGUUGCUGGAAGGUUAUGUAUCUGUCUUUGCUGGCUUGCAUGGGCAUCAGCGGCAAGGCGAUAGGAUGGAGAAGAUAGUGGAGGUGGCGGAACCUUGGGAGCAUGUGGUAGCAGCCAACGCCGAUUGCUUGUCUGCGAAGCAGCGACGGUGGUCGCCAAGACGUGCAAGACUUGUUUCUGUCUGGCCACUGUGUUGACACCAAGUUUUCCUGGGGCAUGACAACGUGUUGUCCGCAGAGGGAUUGGGAAUUUUCUCUCCCGUGGCCGAUUUUUUCCGCGCGUCCUUUGUUGAGUUUUUAUGUUGGACCGCGGAUUAUUAUUGCUCAGGGUUGUCUUUUUUCGCCCAUCGUGACAACGGAGGAGAUGCGGGUAGCAAAAAUAAUUUCAGCUCUUUUGCUAAGAAUAAUUGCAGCCCAUCGAAGGGGCAGGCGUG
Messenger RNA from Ectocarpus siliculosus, 1112 nucleotides. The record is from the annotation of a GenBank genome assembly. NCBI's taxonomy places the organism in Eukaryota, Phaeophyceae, Ectocarpales, Ectocarpaceae.